This is a messenger RNA of Neltuma alba, 838 nucleotides long. RefSeq names its product alpha-amylase/subtilisin inhibitor-like. Lineage: Eukaryota; Viridiplantae; Streptophyta; Magnoliopsida; Fabales; Fabaceae. Gene Ontology annotation, molecular function: endopeptidase inhibitor activity. The record is from RefSeq and is a predicted model, not a curated record. The coding region runs from base 26 to 652 and encodes 208 amino acids. The transcript has a single exon.
ACAACUCAAUCCAGCAUACGAUACGAUGAGGAUGGCUUCAAGUUCAGUCCUAUGCCUUGCAAUUGCAUGGCUUCUCAUCAUGAUGAUGGCCACGUCAGCCCUAUCCCAAUCCGAUGAAAACGCCACCGUGCUCGACACAAACCGCCGUCCUGUCCAAUACGGCCUUGAGUACUACAUCAAGCCCGCCAUAACCGACUCCGGCGGCCGCUUCACCCUCAUCAACCGCAACAGCUCCUGCCCUUCCUACGUCGGUCAGCUGAACACCGACCUCGGAGAAGGCCUGCCGGUGACCUUCAUGCCGCACGCCGGAGAAGACAAAGUCGUGAGGGUGAAUAGGGACUUCAGGGUGGCGUUCUCCGCCGCCACAACAUGUGUUCAAUCAACACUAUGGAAAGUGGGAAACAGGGACCCGAAGAGCGGAAGAAGACUUAUCGUGACUGGUAGGGCCCUUAGUCGUCGUGAUUAUAGUAACUUUUUUAGGUUUGUGGAGACACAGUUCGAAGGAAUCUAUAAUAUUCGAUGGUGUCCUACGGAAGUGUGUCCUACUUGUAGGUUUGAUUGUGGGUUUGUUGGUGGAUUACGUGAGAAUGGGAAGAUUCUGGAGGCUUUAGAUGGUUUUGUUCUUCCUGUCGUGUUUGAGAAAAGGACAUAAUCGUCAUGAUCAUUAUAGUUUUCUGAAUCAAAGUUGUUAAAACAUUUCGAUGAUUAUUAUAAGCGGAAUAAGUGUUGGGGCCUGUUAAUUCAUCCUUAUAGGAUAAUACGAGGAUGAAACAAAUAUGUUCUGUUUCUUUAUUGUUGAAUAUCAUAAUAAAGAUCUAAAUUAUCUUUUAUAGUCUAA